Messenger RNA from Paraglomus occultum, 711 nucleotides. The record is from the annotation of a GenBank genome assembly. Lineage: Eukaryota; Fungi; Glomeromycota; Glomeromycetes; Paraglomerales; Paraglomeraceae.
AUGCCUUCAAUGGAUGCUCAAACAGAACAAUCUCCUGACAAUGUGAAAAAAUUAAAAGUAACAUACCAAAGAAUAGAUCUCGGCGAAGUGACGCCUAAUAACAUUGGACAGUUGAAAAGAUUGAACUCGGUCAUAUUUCCGGUAGCAUACAGCGAACAGUUCUAUAAGAAUGUACUUGAAGUCGGAGAGUUUGCCAAACUUGGUAGGUUCGAUUUCGUAGUCUUGACUAGUAAGGAGAGAGUCUCGAAUGAGCGUAUUAGGGAGGAAAAAGAGUGGCCAGGGAACAUAAGCAACACAAGUGUUUUGGGAACGCGUCAGAAUUGUAAAAAUGGUAUUAACAACUCAUUAACUUUACUUACGUCAGCAUACUUCAAUGACGCCUGCGUUGGAGCUGUCUGCUGUCGUAAAGAACCCAUUCCAAAUUCUCCUUAUCGGGCCAAUUUGUACAUAAUGACACUUGGGGUACUCGCUCCCUACAGACACCUUGGUAUAGGCACUACAUUACUGAAUCACAUUCUUCAUCAUGCGACUCUUCCGUCACAAACACCAAAAUUUGUCGAAAUAUAUUUGCACGUUCAGACAUCGAAUGACGAGGCACUUGCAUUUUACAAGAGAAACGAUUUUGAAAUUGUUGGCACCCGUGAAGGGUAUUAUAAGAGAAUAGAGCCGCCAGAUGCACAUAUUCUCAAGAGAGUUUUGAUUAAAGAUUAA